Molecule: messenger RNA, 615 nt
Organism: Juglans microcarpa x Juglans regia
Lineage: Eukaryota; Viridiplantae; Streptophyta; Magnoliopsida; Fagales; Juglandaceae
Exons: 1
Coding region: 1-615 (204 amino acids)
Molecular function (GO): zinc ion binding; nucleic acid binding
Source: RefSeq, a predicted model, not a curated record
AUGACGAUACACCAGUAUGUUGCAAAAUUUGCAGAGUUGUCACGCUUCACCUCAUAUUUGAUUCCUGAUGAGGAGAAGAAAACCCAGAGGUUUGAAGAGGGUUUAAAUCACAGGAUCCACAAACGGGUUAUUGUUCUACAAAUUCAAAACUUUUCAAACUUGGUACAUAAAGUGAUGCUAGUGGAGUCGAAUCUUAAGAGAAGCGCUAAGUUGCAGGAAAGAGCUACUCUACAUGGAUCCUCUAGUAUGGAUCAAGGGCCAUGGAAAAAGAGAAAUGAAGGUAGCAAUUCAGGUCAGAGACAGAUGCAGGGAUAUCAAUUGUAUAACCCCUACAAGUUUUAUCACCAUGUACACACUGGAGAGUGUAGAAAGGAAAAAGGGGCAUGUUUUUUAUGUGGAAAGAUUGGCCAUUUCAUUAGAGAUUGCCCAUUACUGAGGGAAGACAACAAGAAGCCUAACCCACCUCCAGGUUCUCGACAGAUGACACAGGGAAACAAUCAGCCUAGAAUGGGACUAGCUCGAGUGUUUGCAUUGACAACUGAAGAUGCUGAGGACGAUAACAGUGCGAUCACAGGUACCCCACUCCUUUUUCUCCUUAAAAGCUUUUUGUUUUAG